Chenopodium quinoa (quinoa) is the source of this 1566-nucleotide messenger RNA. Its product is annotated as protein tas-like. The record is from RefSeq and is a predicted model, not a curated record. Gene Ontology annotation, molecular function: oxidoreductase activity. Bases 84 to 1343 code for a protein of 419 amino acids. NCBI's taxonomy places the organism in Eukaryota, Viridiplantae, Streptophyta, Magnoliopsida, Caryophyllales, Amaranthaceae. The transcript is spliced from 8 exons.
CGAUUGUAUUACCCUUUUAAAAAAAUGAAACAGUAUAAAGCUGCCACAUAGAGCUUGUCCGUCCAGAAACAUCCAGAUAACUUAUGGCGUCGGUUACUCUAACCACCGCCACAACCACCACCAUCUUCGCCGCUUUCGUCGGAAACAAUGGCAAUUCUACUCGCUUCAACUUCAUGCGCCGCCCCUUUUUGCCGCAUUUUAGUAGGCGGAGAAGCACCGCUGCGAAUUUCGCCAUUGAAGCUAAGCUUGGAGAAACCCAGAAAACCUCUUUGAAAUUCAAUAAACUUGGCGACUCUGAUCUUCUCAUUAGCGAAAUUACCCUCGGCACUAUGACAUUUGGACAACAAAAUACAGAGAAAGAAGCUCACGAUAUUCUCAGUUAUGCAUUUGAUCAGGGCAUCAACAUUUUAGACACUGCAGAAGCUUAUCCAAUCCCAAUGAAGAAGGAAACACAGGGAAGAACUGAUCUUUAUAUCGGUAGCUGGUUGAAGUCUCAGCCCCGUGAUAAGGUCAUUAUAGCAACAAAAGUAUGUGGUUAUUCAGAGCGCUCCGGUUAUAUCCGUGACAAUGCAGAAGUAUUGCGUGUUGAUGCUGCUAAUAUAAAGGAAAGUGUGGAGAAAAGUCUUAAGCGGCUGAACACUGACUAUAUUGAUUUAUUACAAAUUCAUUGGCCAGAUCGCUAUGUUGCUUUGUUUGGUGAAUUUACUUACGAUUACAACAAAUGGAGGGAAGGUGUGCCAUUUGAGGAGCAACUUAAGGCCUUGCAGGAAGUUAUUGAUGAAGGAAAGGUAAGAUACAUUGGUGUCUCGAAUGAAAGUUCUUAUGGUGUAAUGGAGUUUGUCCAUGCAGCAAAAGUUGGGGGACUUCCAAAGAUCGUGAGUAUUCAGAACUGCUACAAUCUACUCACUCGAUGUCGGUUUGAAGUUGACCUUGUUGAAGUUUGUCAUCCAAACAAUUAUAACAUUGGUCUGCUUGCCUAUUCUCCUUUGGGUGGCGGAAAUCUCACUGGAAAAUAUUUGGAUCCUGAUUAUGUGGCUUCUAAGAAAGGAAGGCUGAAUCUUUUCCCUGGUUAUAUGGAACGAUAUAUUAGCUCCUAUGCAAAGGAGGUAACUGCCAAGUAUGUUGAGCUGGCCAGCAAACAUGGUCUGUCUCCUGUGCAGCUAGCUCUUGCUUUUGUCAGGGAUUGUCCAUUUGUGACUAGUUCGAUCAUUGGUGCAACUUCCGUUGAUCAGCUUAAAGAAGACAUUGAUGCUUUUUUGACAGUUGAGAGGCCAUUAUCACAGGAAGUAAUGCAAGACAUUGAAUACAUUUUCAAGAGAAACAAGGACCCUGCUAUUGACUGAUGAACAUCUCCAUCCGAGGUAUGGCGCUGCCCACUGUAGAGGGCCGGGGAACCCCAUGAGCUUGGUGUGAAUGUGUGGCAAUGUCUUAAUCCUCACUCGAAUCCCAUUCAUUGAUUGAGCAUUUUUACAUUCAAUUGUAUCAUAUGUUUAUUAUUCUCUAACGUUGUCAUUGGGAAAAUAAUAUCCAAAUUUUGUUGUACAAUGAGUCAAUGAGUAUUCUCAA